CACUUCCAUAGAGAAAGUCCAGACAUUUGUAUCGCAAAAAGUAUCAACAUGAGCAUUCGUCACUAUAUAGACAAGUUUUUGUUGUUGUCGUGGCGACUGCAUAGGAUUCAGUGGAAUCGGCCGAUGGAGCUAAUCUGGGUGGUAUUCGCCCCCUUCGCGCUAUGCUGCAUCGCGGUCAUCAUGCGGCUGACGUCUAACAUGUCCGAGCGCUUCAACAGUUUCUACGACCCAAUUGAUCUAGCCCAAAGCUGGUCCGAUUUGAUGGAGACGCUAACGAUUCGCCAACAGAUUACCCUCCAACAUAAUAGGAGCAACAAUGUCUUUACUCCGAAGCUGGUGCUGGGCUGGGCGCCCGACGAUUACAACAUAUUUGAGAAGAUCAUGGAGCUCUCCUUGCGCAAACUGAAAUUGAUCGAGCUACGCAGUUAUACCAGGUGCUCCGAAAUGAAGGCAGCUAUGCAGAACGAGUUUCUGUUCGCGGGCAUUUGCUUUGAUCAAGGCCAGUUCGAGAAGAAAUAUAUAUUCAUUGACGAUUUCCUGGGCAAAGACGAGCAGGUACUUCCGCACAUCAACUACUCAAUUUUGUAUCCAAGCGAGCUGCGCAUGUUUCAUAGCACGUACAUUGGCGAUAACUGGAAGACAAUCCAUCACGACGAUCCCAAAAUGUCUGUAUUACGACGCUUGAACGACGACAGCAUAGAUGGCCACUGCUCUUAUGUCCGCGAAGGCUUUGCCUUCAUCCAAAUGGCCAUAACUGAAACGUAUCUAGUGAUCAUGAGCAGAUCGAGCAUACCAAAGAUUGUGCUGCGACGCUUUCCGGUCAAUGGACGCAUCAUUGACCCGCAAAUGACUCGCAUAAAUCACUCUAUACCCAUUCUACUUAUUUUCGGCUUUUUGUUUCCGUCACAAGUCCUUGUCUGCCAAGUCGUCCAAGAGAAACAACGCCAGAUGCGUCUGUUCCUAAUCAAUAUGAACAUUGGCAACAUCAUACACUUUGUAUGCUGGUACUGCAAAGGACUCGUCUAUAUGCUGAUCAGCUCAAUUCUUAUUAUGGGCGUCGUUAAGGUGCCUUGGAAUGCUACGGAAACCAUAUUCAAGCAAACACCAUGGUAUAUUAUAUUACUGGUGCUCGUCACGUAUAAUGUAGCAGCAACUAGUUUCUGUCUAUUGAUUGCCUCGUUCUUCAAGAACAGCGCAGUGGCGCUGCGGGUAGUGACCGUAGUCUGGAUAAUCACGUAUUUGCCAUUCUUUGUGAUAUACAACAACCGGGAAAAGAUUGACGCAACAAUUACAUAUAUAUCCUGUGCGUUCCCCAACACUGUACUGGCUCUGAUUUGCCAGAGCCUUCUGGAGCGUGAGAUGUUCUCUGGGAAGCAGUGGGUAGAUCAGGGCUAUGCAUUAAGCUAUGUGGCCGAACGCAUCAGGGUCUUUCAGGGCAUAUAUAUAUUUCUGAUAACCACAGUUCUAUAUUCCGCCAUCAGCAUUUAUAUGGAUGUAUGGCACACGGGCGAAACGGGCGGCAGACGACGCAAACACAUAUCUGUGCCCACGCACAGCGGCGACUUCACCUACCAGGACCGUGAGGAUAGCUUCCUGCCGCAGGGCCCACAGCCGGUUGGAGUGAAGGCAACCAAAAUCUAUGAGGUGGAACCGUCGCAUCGACGUUUCAAGAUCAAAAUAAAGAAGCUGUGCAAACGAUAUGCAAACAACCCUCGUGGUGCCCUCAACUCAUUCACAUGGAAUAUCUACGAGAAUGAGGUUACCGUACUGAUGGGCCACAAUGGGUGUGGCAAGACGACUUUACUCAAGAUACUUGCUGGCCUGGUGGAGCCGACACGUGGCGUUGUCAUGGUAUCCGACUUUAAUAUACAAACCGAACGGCAUGAUGCGUCUUUGCAACUCGGCCUGGCACUGAACGACGAUCUACUUUCACCGGACCUAACUGUCAACGACCAGAUUCGUUUCAUAUGCAUGGUUAAAGGUAUCUCGUGGAAUGAUUCCUCCGAGGAGAUUGAGCUAUAUACACAGAUGUUACAGUUAACCAACGUCAGGCAUACCAAGAUAAAAAACCUGACCGCAAAGGAGCGAAGUCUACUCAAUAUUUGUUGCGCCUUUGCCGGUGGCAGCCCCAUUAUUCUCAUCGACGAUAUUCAUUCUGAUCUGGAUCUUAUCACACAAAAUCUCAUCUGCAAUCUCAUCAACGAAGAGAAAUUCAAACGCACCAUUCUCUUGGUGUCCAAUUCAACAGCGCUAGCCAGCCACCUGGCCGAUCGACUGGCUAUCAUGUCCAAUGGGGAGCUCAAGUGCACUGGAAGCAAACCUUUUCUGCGUAAUAUGUACGGACAUGGUUUUCGUCUGACCUGCAUUAAAGGUAAAGAUUUUGAUUUAUCAGAGUUGCAAACUCUGUUAAGCAAAUAUCUACCGAAUCUGACAGUGGAAAGUGAUAUUGGGAAUAAAAUCACAUAUGUGCUUGAGACCAAGUACGAGGAUAGAUAUCCCAACCUGUUUGAUGACCUCGAGGACGAAAUGGUAAAUCUAGACAUAAUCAGUUUUCGCAUACGUGACACGUCAUUGGAUGAGAUCUUCUUCCGCUUUGGCUCCGAGGAUGGAGAUAUCAGCGGAGAACCGGCGAUAUUGCUAGACGACUUGAAAGUAGUCUACGAAGACUCGGACAGUGUUGGACGUGUCAAAGGAGGAAAGCUUACCAAAAUGCGUAUACUGGCCCUGUUUCAAACGCGCUUGAUACUGAAUAAACGUCAAAUUCCCAUGAAAAUCAUCCACGCCUUGGCUAUAUUAAUAGCCGCCAUAUGCACCUUCUCCUCAUUGAUUUUUUUUGGGAAGGACUAUCAGCUCGUGCCAAUGUCCUUCAAUUUAACUCAGAUACGUAAUAUUGAUGCAUUUGUGGAAAUGAUGUCAAGUAGUCUGGAUGUACUUGAAAUGCAGGAGUUCUUUAUAGAGCUACUCUUCUGGUAUGAUGGUCAUGUUAAAAUACUAAAGACAAUGAUCGAUUCGGAAUUCUAUUUACUACUGCAAACCGAUUUUAAUCGAGUUGUUAACUAUCGCUACAUAUUCGGUGCUUCGCUUGACACGGACAUUAUAACCGUCUGGUAUAACAAUAUACCACUUCAUGCCGCACCGUAUGGCCUCAAUUUGGUUCACAAUGUUGUUGCACGACGCUUCUUCAACGACGAGGCUUCAAUCGAUGUGACAUUAGAACCGCUGCCAUUUCAAGCCCAUGUGAAUGCAUUGCCACAGACACCGUUUUCUUUGGGCACGAUGAUGGCCAUAAAUUUCUCGUUCAUAUUUAGCAAUCUGUGGAUGAGCGUUGCCAUUUCUAGCAUAAUGGACCAUAAUUUCAAGAAACAGCAGUAUCUCACCGGAAUGAGUCUAACCGUCUAUAGCUUUUGUAUGUUUGUCUUCGAUUUUAUACGGGUUGUAUUGUUGACUCUGAUGAUAGUARUAGUAGUAUCAUUCUACUUUAAUCCGCGACACGAUGUGCAUUUAUAUUGCUGGAUUUUUCUCGCACACGCCUUCAAUGGUUUCUCUGUGGUCACAUUAUCCUACCUGCUCGGUGUCUUGCCCAUCGAGCCUAAUAGUGCAUUUAUUGCAAUAUCAAGCUUUAAUGCACUGGGUAUCAUCAUGUUCAUUAUAACUGUCAGCGACUAUCUUGUCGAUAUGAACGGUAUUUUCCAGCUGCUUCCCCAAUACACGUUCGCUGAGGUGAUUUUCAAAUUGGUUUUCCUGUAUGAGUAUGACUUUCUCUGUAAGGACUCGAAUAUCAACUUCCUAUCGACGGUGGUGGAAAAGUGCAAAGUAUUACCAAACUGUUGCACCGAGUACAAUUACUGGAGUGGUAACUUUGGUGUAGUCAUUGAUGUUAUCAUGAUGGUAGUCGCCGUUGUCGUGCCGCUAGUUAUUUUUCUUGUGAUAGAAUACUAUACGCUAAUGAGAUGCAAAUGCCAGACAGUACCGAUGAUGAGCAAGCGGAAGCCUAAUCCGAGCGAGUCGCGCAUAGAUCGUCAGGCCCCCCAUAAAGUGGACGAAUCGGUUCUUACCGAACGAAGUCUCAUAGAGAAGCUUAAAGACAAUGAACGAUCAAACUAUGCUGCCAUCUGUCACGGAAUAGGCAAAAGCUAUGGCAAAAAAUUUGUUUUAAUACGUUUUGAUCUAAUUAUACCCCAUGCCGAAUGCAUUGGUCUAAUGGGAUACAACGAUUGCGGUAAGACGACUAUUGCCAAAAUGAUUAUUGGUGACCUACAACCGUCGUAUGGACGGAUAUGGAUUGGGGGCUACAACACACAAAAGGAACGCGCCAAGUGCUAUCCUUUGUUGGGCUAUUGCUCACAGCAUGAAUCUCUGCCGAGAGACUUUACGCCAUACGAACUGCUGAUCAUUCAGUCGAUGAUGCACGGAGUGUCCAAAAAGCUUGCCACUCCAAUAUGCGAGGGACUGUCACAUUUGUUGGGCUUCCAAAGCUGUUACCGUCAGCUGCUCAAACUCUGCACCACCGGGCAAAUAAGGCGCAUAGGGUUCGCUCUAGCCAUUUUGGGUGAUCCGAUGUUAGUUUGCAUAGAUGGACCACCUGGUGGCAUUGAUCCAAAUGGCAAGCGUACCCUGUUCAGUCUGACAUCCUAUAUGCAAAGUCGUGGCUGCAGUUUCCUGUACUCGAAUCUCUCGGCUUUGGACUGUGAGCGACUGUGCCAGCGCGCUCCGAUUCUAUAUGAUGGUAAGGUAUGGACGGUUGGCUCACAGAGAGAGCGCUAUAGACGCGGUUAUGAGCUGGAGGUGCGCUUCAAGCGUAAGGCUAAUGCCGACAUUAGCACGGCAAGAAGCACCUGGGAUCGCAUCAAUAAGUUUCCGGUUUCGCCUCACAACAAAUUGAUUCUUUUCGUUCAAAUGAAAUUUCCUGAGGCAAUUUUACAGCAGCAGCACGACAAUGCUAUGGUCUACUAUAUACCACGCAAUUCGAUUAGUUUUGCAGAAAUAUUUCAGAUCAUACGCAAGGAUGCGUUCGAAUUGAAUAUUGAGGAUUUCUAUAUAACCCGAAAUAUUGUUGGGGGCAUGCACUCCCACCUAUUUGACAGUACAAUUCUUAGGGAUAUGAAAUAACACAAUUAAUUUUUUUUAGUUUUUAGAGACGGCAAC
This is a messenger RNA of Drosophila arizonae, 5145 nucleotides long. Its product is annotated as phospholipid-transporting ATPase ABCA3. Lineage: Eukaryota; Metazoa; Arthropoda; Insecta; Diptera; Drosophilidae. The record is from RefSeq and is a predicted model, not a curated record. Gene Ontology annotation, molecular function: ATP binding; ATP hydrolysis activity; lipid carrier activity. Gene Ontology annotation, cellular component: intracellular membrane-bounded organelle; membrane. Gene Ontology annotation, biological process: lipid transport; transmembrane transport.